This is a messenger RNA of Phalaenopsis equestris, 1271 nucleotides long. Its product is annotated as E3 ubiquitin-protein ligase AIP2-like. Lineage: Eukaryota; Viridiplantae; Streptophyta; Magnoliopsida; Asparagales; Orchidaceae. The transcript has 4 exons. Bases 84 to 1046 code for a protein of 320 amino acids. The record is from RefSeq and is a predicted model, not a curated record.
CCAUUUGGGUGGAUUGAAUCAUCCAACCCCCACCCACCGCAUUUUCUGCACCACCGUCGCCGGAGUUCAGCUCAGGGUUUCGCAUGACGAGUACUUCUGAGCUUUUCUAUAACCGAAGAUCUCGCACGACCCGUGGCUCAGAGACAAGGCUAAGCCUGAACGGCUUUCCCUCCGAUAGAGACCGGUUUCCGAUCCGGCGAUCUUUCCUGCGACGCCGACGAAACCAUUUCGCUAACGGCGACGAUAUGGAGCCCUCGAUCCGACCUCGGGCGUUGUGGCGGACGGUACGUGCCCGUCUGCGCUCUUUCUGUAUGUGUGGUUGUUUCAGCAAGGGUCAUCAACCACGAAAUUCAAAUGACAACAAUCUCGGUGAUUCAGGCCUGAGCACCGGCAUCAAUAAUGGUUCAAUUGCCAGUGGUGGGAUCAAUACAACGUCGUCCUCAAGUAACGGACAGUUACCUGCUUCUGUCCUGCAGGCACGAGCACGGCUUCUUGAGAGACUUAGAGGCUUAUCCAUUCUACAAAAUAGGCAAGAUGACGCAGCUUCUAGUAUCCCUUGGGAUGAUGAGUACUGGGAGGUAGUGGUUGGAAGAAAUUCACUCGAGUCUGGCAGGCCGGUCUCCAGCACUUUGCGUCAGGCUCAAUCUCCUUUUGUUGGCAGAACAAGGGUUAACUCCCUACGGGGACCCAGACCAGCUGUGGGAUCCUCCAGCACCUCCCUGCAUGAACUUCGGAGAUUCGGUAACUUAAUAGAAUUUUUAGACCUUCGUGUUGGAGAAAGCCAUGGAUUUCCUCCCCCACAAUACUGGAUCAGGAGAUCUCCCGGACUUAGCAGCGAAGCCAUCCAUAACCUUCUUCAUGAAACUUUUCAAGAAGGUGAACAUGGUGAUGGUGGAAUGCAAAGUGAUUGUUCUGUAUGUCUGGAGAGUUUUCAGGAAGGAGAUGGCCUGCUUCGGUUACACUGUGGCCAUAGGUACCAUACUGCUUGCCUGGAGCCAUGGUUAAGCACCUGUGGUGAUUGCCCUUACUGUAGGGCAAGAAUAUAGGCCGGUUGAUUUUCGUAGCCGCAGCGGUGGCGGUGGAUGCCCGCCGCCGUGCCCGCCGGCACUUCAGUAAUGUUUUCUCCAUUCUAGUUUUGAAUUAGCUUUUUUAUAUAUUGUAUGUUUGUAACACCCAACGGGCACUUGAUAUUGUAGUAGAUAUAUUUUUUCUUUUUGUUGUAUAUGUUGGAAUGAUCUGUUUAAUCAUUCUAGUUUGAAGAAGGAAUGUUA